Molecule: messenger RNA, 435 nt
Organism: Osmia bicornis bicornis
Lineage: Eukaryota; Metazoa; Arthropoda; Insecta; Hymenoptera; Megachilidae
Exons: 4
Coding region: 31-354 (107 amino acids)
Source: RefSeq, a predicted model, not a curated record
UGUGUCUCUGAAUAUCAACGAAAAUUCACGAUGAAAUUGUUACUAGUUCUACUUUUCGUGUACGUCGUUUCCGCCACACGAUGCAUCAUCAGGGACGACAAGGACGAGCCAGAGGUUCACGUGAUCCGCUUAGGGGAUCGCAGCAGUGGAGAGUCAGACGAGUCGGAGGUCGUAACCUUGCACAUCCCGGACAGCCGUCGCAAGCGGGCAACGAGUGACUCCUGUAAAAAAGACAGCGACUGUUCUGCGGGAAAGCUUUGCGUCCCGUAUUUAGGAUGCAUCAGGGGACACCGGAAGAACCCUAUCUUGCAAAAACACCCCAGCAUUAAUCACUUGGCUAGCAAAGUUCAGUAAUGCAACAACCGAGAAUAUAACUCUAUAGUAAAACAACCUGUACUUGAUGCACUUUCGAUAAUAAAAUAAUUAGCAGCAUUA